This is a messenger RNA of Phaethon lepturus (White-tailed tropicbird), 2686 nucleotides long. RefSeq names its product protein piccolo-like. Gene Ontology annotation, molecular function: structural constituent of presynaptic active zone; metal ion binding. The annotation marks the transcript as partial. Gene Ontology annotation, cellular component: cytoskeleton of presynaptic active zone; GABA-ergic synapse; axon. NCBI's taxonomy places the organism in Eukaryota, Metazoa, Chordata, Aves, Phaethontiformes, Phaethontidae. The record is from RefSeq and is a predicted model, not a curated record. The transcript has 3 exons. Gene Ontology annotation, biological process: protein localization to synapse; presynaptic active zone assembly.
ACAUCCUGAGCUUGAUACAAGCCACCAUCCCAGGCAACCAGGUAAGCCUCCAGACCCGGGAGCACCAAGUUUAAGUAAAAGCAGAACGGUAGAUGUGCUGAAGACAGAACAGCGGGCACCUGGACGGAGUCCUUCUUCUAUAAGUCUAAGGGAAUCAAAAUCCAGGACUGAUUUUAAAGAAGAUCAGAAGCCAAGUAUGAUGCCCAGUUUUCUGUCAGAAGCCAAUCCAUUGAGUGCAGUCACUUCAGUUGUGAACAAAUUCAAUCCUUUUGAUUUGAUAUCAGAUUCAGACACAGCCCAUGAAGAAGCCGGUAGAAAACAAAAAGUUACCCAGAAAGAGCAAGGGAAACCUGAGGAGCAGCGGGGCCUUGCAAAACAUCCAGCUCAACAACAGUCUCCAAAGCCAACUCUUCAACAACAAGGGCCUGCCAGACCUACGCCCCAGCAAACGGAGUCUUCCAAACCAGUGCCUCAGCAGCAGCAGUCUGGGGAGCCAAAGCAAGUUCAGAAACCAGGCCCUGGUCACCCAGCAGACCCUAAGCUAGAGCAAGCGAAACAACCACCCCAGCAGCGAGGACCACAAAAAUCUCAGCCCCAACAGUCAGAACCAACAAAGCCUGUUCAACAGCAAACUUCAACAGCAAAACCUUCAUCAGGCCCAACAAAACCACCGCCACAGCAACCAGACAAUGCUAAAACAUCAUCCCAAGCACCACCUCCCACAAAACCGUCAUCGCAGCAGCCAGGACCUGAGAAACAACCAUCUCAGCAGCCGUCACGGCAAGGAGGUCCUGUAAAGCCAUCUUCCCAGCAAGCAGGGCCUCCAAAACAGCCUUCUCAGCAACCUGGACCUGAAAAGCCAUCUGCUCAGCAAACGGGACAACCAUCGCAGCCUGGACCUGGGAAGCCACCUCCGCAGCAAACAGGGCUUGUAAAACAAGUGCCACCACAGGCAGGGCCUACAAAACCAUCUUCGCAGACUGCAGGGGCCGCGAAGCCCCCAGCACAACAACCAGGACUUACAAAACCACCAGGCCAGCAACCCGGGCCUGAAAAACCCCCGCAGCAAAAGCAAGCCGGUGCCUCCCAGCCCGCUGAGUCCGCCCCAAAGAAAACCUUCUGUCCUCUUUGCACAACCACCGAACUGCUGCUGCACGCUCCGGAAAAGGCCAAUUACAACACCUGCACACAGUGUCACACCGUCGUCUGCAGCCUCUGUGGAUUUAAUCCUAAUCCUCAUAUAACAGAGAUUAAGGAAUGGCUCUGUUUAAACUGCCAGAUGCAAAGAGCGUUAGGUGGUGACCUAGCACCAGGUCAUGGUCCCGGGCCACAACCAACUCCACCCAAACUGAAGACACCUAUUCCACCCUCAACAGCUAAACCAUCUCCUCAACCACAGCCAGUUCAAAAGAAAGAUGCUUCUCCAAAACCUGAUCCUUCGCAGCUAGCGGAAUCGAAAAAAACCCUGCCACAGAAAAAGCAACCGUCCUUGCCUGGCUCUCCCCCUGUAAAAUCAAAACAAGCCCUUGCUGAGUCUACUGAUGUCUCACAGCAAAUAGAUCCUACUCCAAAGUCUGAUCAGGCCAAGCCAACACCGGCUGAAGAUAAGCAAAAACAACCCAGUACACAGAAGCCUAUGACAGACACUGUGCCUACCUCUGCAGCACCAGGGUUGAAACCGGAUUCGGCAGCUCCCAGAUCUCCACCAACUCAACAGAAAGUGACAGAUUCCCCAAAGCCAGAGCUUGCCAAGCCAUUACGGGACACACAUCCAGCUGGGGAUAAACUAGAUUCCAAACCUCUUCCACAAGUGUCUCGGCAGAAGUCAGAUCCCAAGCUUGCAUCUCAGCCUGGGGCUAGACCAGAUGCUAAAACUCAAAAGCCCAUCGAGCCAACACAAACAAAAGAUGAUCCUAAGAAGCUGCAAACAAAACCGGCCCCAAAGCCUGAUACCAAACCAGCUCCAAAGGGCCCACAAGCAGGGGCAGGUCCCAAGCCAGCGCCAGCUCAACCCCAGCCACCUCAGAAAACUCCUGAGCAAUCAAGGCGUUUCAGUCUUAAUCUGGGAGGCAUCACUGAUGUCCCUAAGCCUCAGCCUACAACACCACAAGAAACAGUUACUGGGAAACUCUUUGGAUUUGGCGCUUCAAUCUUCAGCCAGGCCUCGAAUUUAAUUUCCACAGCAGGUCAGCCGGCAUCUCAGACAUCAGCCCCUCCUCCGCCUGGUCCUGCAGUGAAGCAGCCCCAGCCUCCAUCACAGCCUCCAGCCUCUCAGGCAGCCCCCAGAGAGUCUAGUCAGGCUCAGCCUCUUCCAAAAGCUGUUCCUGUAAAGAAAGAAGCCAAGCCUCUUAUGACUGAAAAACCAGAGCCAUCCAAAGCGGAUAGUGUUUUAACGACUAAAGGUUCUGAUUUAGAAAAGAAACCUGGUUUGGCUAAAGAUAGCAAGCCUCAGGCUGCUGAAGCAAAGAAACCUGCUGGGCUGUCGGAACCAGAGAAAGCCAGCCAGCCUAAAGUGUCUUGUCCUCUUUGUAAAACUGGACUAAAUAUUGGUUCUAAGGAUCCCCCCAACUUUAAUACAUGUACAGAGUGCAAGGAAGUUGUGUGCAAUCUCUGUGGAUUUAACCCAGUGCCACACAUAGCUGAGUCAGAACUGGACAUUGGAUUAAAGUUCCAGUACUGUCUCUGA